This is a messenger RNA of Anthonomus grandis grandis, 1653 nucleotides long. RefSeq names its product insulin-like growth factor-binding protein complex acid labile subunit. Bases 125 to 1609 code for a protein of 494 amino acids. Lineage: Eukaryota; Metazoa; Arthropoda; Insecta; Coleoptera; Curculionidae. The transcript has 3 exons. Gene Ontology annotation, molecular function: protein binding. The record is from RefSeq and is a predicted model, not a curated record.
UAAAUAAUUAAUGUUGUUAUCUCUUAAAUGGAUUUUAUAGAGUUCAGUUAAUAAGUGACCGUCAAUCUAAAUACUUCUUUGUUAAGUUUAAAUUUUGGAUUUUUUUUUUUUUUUUGAGAUCAUCAUGGAUUUGAGGAGUUUUAUAAACCUUCUCCGGAUCCUCCCGCUCCUAUUCACAUUAUCCCUCGCCGAAGAACCAAUGAAAUGCACCUACGGAGAACGCGGAUCCUUGACCGCGACCUGCGUGAACGCCAUUCCCAGUUUCUUCAAAUCCACCGCCUACAAGUUCGACCAUCUGGAUGAAACGUUACGAUGCAUCAAUUGCAACUUAAAAGUGAUCGAGCCGCACACCUUCGAUAUCUCUGGAAAUCUCAUUAAGGAGCUGGACUUGAACCGCUCGAAUAUCCAGGUUUUAAAGGAGAAAGCGUUCAUGGGGCUGAUUUUCUUGCAAAAGCUGAAUCUGGCUGAUAAUUUAAUUGAGACUAUUGAACCCGGUACAUUUAACGGAACAAAAAAAAUCGUAACUCUGGAUAUUUCCGGUAAUAACAUUCACACUUUGACCGCAUCCGGAUUUGCCGAGCUGAUCGCGUUAGAAGAGCUCAUCCUCCAUUCAAACCGCAUUAAAACCGUCGAUCCGGGCUCCUUUAACGGAUUAAGUAAACUGAGAAUCCUGGAUUUAAGCUCCAACCAGUUCAUAUCCAACUUAAAUAAGUCAGUGGGGGAUCUCCACACCCUGGAACUCCUAAAUUUGCAUUUGAACAGCUUGGCGAGCCUGGAUCCGAACGAGUUUUUCGACUUGAUUAACUUGAAGGAGUUGGAUUUGAGUUCUAAUCAGUUAAACGAGGAUUUGGUGAUCACUAUGACCCCCGAAAACACCCUUAGGAGGUUAAUUCUGGAUAAUAAUAAUUUUAAAACGCUCGGGUUCGCUUUGCAUAAUUUAAAUGCCCUGGAAGAGUUGGAUUUGAGCCAUAACCAGAUUGCUCAGGCGAACGGUCACUUGGCUGGACACUUAUACAACCUGAGAAUCUUACGGUUGGAUUUUAAUAAUUUAACCAUUAUUAAAACCGGACAGUUUAUAGGGUUUCCACAGUUAAGAGUGUUGAAUGUGUCGCAUAACGCUAUUGUGGACGUGGAAACUACUGGGGUGUUUUCCUUGCAGAACGUCCAUACUUUAGACUUGUCGUACAAUAACAUUUCUGAUAUAGAUUAUACGAUUUUAACGUUCCGAUUUCCUGCUUUAGUACAUUUAAGGCUGGAAGGGAACGUGUUGCCGUGCGCCCUGGAAAAAGAGAUGGAAGAAGCUUUUAAGGAGGAUAAUUUCAAGUAUGUUUUGUACGAUAGUCCGGAGCAUAAGUGCGUCGAUAAGUCUCCGAAAAGGAAACUUUACUCCGGUGAGUUUAAGAGCGAAACUCCUGAUCCGGAAAGUACCGGUGGUACCUCCAGUACGGGGUUACACGCCUUCAUUUUUGUACUAUUAUGGAUCGUCAUUAUUGCAGUCGGGGUGCUUUAUUAUAUACAGUAUUUGUUUUAUCGGGGUACCUUAGCACCCAGGCCCAAGAGGGUUGAGUCUACUGUAAGAUUGAUCUCUGCUGAAGGUGAACUAGUUUAGGUGUUAAUAAUAAUGUGAUAGUAAAUAAAUAUGUUUUUAAAAAG